Molecule: messenger RNA, 756 nt
Organism: Entamoeba invadens IP1
Lineage: Eukaryota; Evosea; Mastigamoebida; Endamoebidae
Exons: 3
Coding region: 1-756 (251 amino acids)
Molecular function (GO): oxidoreductase activity
Source: RefSeq, a predicted model, not a curated record
AUGGGGACGAGAAAUAAUCAUCAAAUGAGUUACUUGAAGAUUAACAUGGAGUUGUGCAAAGGAUGUGGUAUGUGUGCACGUGACUGCAUAGCACAAUGUCUCAAAGUGGAAAAUCACAAGAUCACGAUUGUCGAAGAAGAAGCUUCAAACUGCUUUAAAUGUGGACACUGUUCUUCAAUUUGUAAAAGCAAAGCAAUCACUCUCUUUGAAAAACCACUUGAAAAAGUUCCAGAAGGACAUAAAGAUGUCAUAGAUGCAAUUAAAACAAGAAAAUCAACAAGAUCUUUUAAAGGCCCAAUCCCCAAAGAAGAGUUGACUGAACUUAUCAAUUUGACAAGAUUCUCCCCUUCCGCCAAGAAUUGGAGAUUAAUCAAAUAUCUUGUAAUAAAUGAGCCAAAGCUAACAAAGGUAAUUAAAAAAAUAAACGAAGUAGCAUUGCAGAUUCCAGAAAUCGUUAAUAUCUUUGGUAACUUUUUGAGCUCCACACGUUGUUAUUGCUUCGUCGAAGACACUCAAAAUGUUUGGGCAAAUGACGAUGGAACUAUUGCUUUAACCCGACUUGCAGCAACCAACAAAAUGUAUGGCUCUCUUUGGUGUGGUUUGUUAAAGUUCAUGUUUUUAUUUGAUGAGAAAGAAAGUGGUUGGAUGUUUAGCUUUGGGUGUUCCUUCAUUCCACGACACCAGUCAAGUACCAAGAGAGGAUGUCUCAAUCAUCUUUUUAGAGUAAGCAGAGUGCUUAGUCUAUUUGUGGGUUAA